Molecule: messenger RNA, 4775 nt
Organism: Amphibalanus amphitrite
Lineage: Eukaryota; Metazoa; Arthropoda; Thecostraca; Balanomorpha; Balanidae
Gene: mahj
Product: DDB1- and CUL4-associated factor 1-like
Exons: 25
Coding region: 51-4607 (1518 amino acids)
Biological process (GO): protein ubiquitination
Cellular component (GO): Cul4-RING E3 ubiquitin ligase complex; nucleus
Molecular function (GO): protein binding
Source: RefSeq, a predicted model, not a curated record
CAAGGCCCUAGGAACGUGGGUGGUGUCCAGGCGUUCCUAGUUGAACAAUCAUGAUGAUGUCCGGAGGCGGAGGGCCAAAUAACGAGAGUAUUAAUGAGCUCAAUGAGCUCAUCAGGACUUGGGAAGACGGCGUACGCGAUGGAAACUGGGAUCCGACGCCCACUAUCAAAAGGAUAGCAGAACUUGUAGAGGAAGAAAAUAAUAAUUAUCUGAAAACAGACCCAGACCCCUUCGAUGAACGCCAUCCCACACGGGUCAACCCAAUGUGCACCCUGGGUCAGCUGUUCAAAAUCAUCUGCAAAAAGGACAACUUUAUGGAUAAGCUGGUGCUGGAGUACACGCGGGAGAACUUUUGGGUGCGCUCGGCCGGUCUGAAUCGCGACCCCACCGAGCUGAACACACACGCCGCUCGGCUCCUGCUGGACAUCAUGGCCGGCCUGGAGACAUCGGUCGUCUUCCAGGACGCCGAUAGUCUGAUCCGCCGCCUGUUCGGCUGGGCUGAGUCCGCCCAGGAGCCGCUCAGAAGUUACGCCACCGGCCUGCUAGCCGCCGCCAUGGAGGUGCAAGAUAUUGCCGGAAACUUCAGGGAGUCCAAUGCGCACCUGGUACCGGUGAUGAUGCAGCGGCUGAGGGACCUCCAGACGGAGAUGCUGGGCGCGCCCGGCAGGACCGACUGGCCCCCGGGAGCUCCGGCUGCGGCUCCAGCUCCGGCUCCGGCCCCGGCGGCACACGUUCCAGAGCGGCCGUUCGCACAGAUUGGAGCUGGCACACGGGAUGGUGAGGCGAAAAAAGAGGACGACCCGCCAUUAAGGAAUUUGUCGUCUAGUUCGGGCGGCGGCGGCGCUAACUGCAGCCUGCUGAUGUCUCCGCCGCGCGGCGCCACCUGCGCGGGCUCGCACCAGCUGACGGCCGAGAACAGCAACUCGUCGUGGGCGGAGCUGCGUCCGCAGCUGAUCGGCACGUUCCAGAUGCACCCGGUGACGAGUUCGACACGGCAGAUCCUGCUGUUGCGCUACCUGACGCCGCUCGGCGAGUACCAGGAGGUCGGUCAGCGCUGGCAGUACCCGUGGCUGGGUCACGUGUUCGAGAACAACAUGAUGUCUCUGGUGUUCCGCUACAUCAACUUCCGACACAAUCACGACGCCCGGCUGGCCUUCGAGGCCCUGAAGUACCUGUCGGCUCUACUCUGCCACAAGAAGUUCACACUCGAGUUCCUGAGCCGCGGCGGCCUGGAGCUGCUGCUGGAGAUCCCGCGGCCGGGUAUCGCUGCCACGGGCGCCUCCAUGUGCCUCUACUACCUGGCAUACAGUGAGGACGCCAUGGAGCGUAUCUGUCAGCUGCCAGAGCGGGUCAUCAGCAAACUCGUCAGGUACGCGUUAUGGCUGCUCGAGUGUUCACACGAGUCGGGACGCUGCCACGCCACCAUGUGUUUCGGGCUCAACUUCCAGUUCCGGCCGAUAUUGGAGCAGUUUGACCGUCAGGACGGCCUCAGGAAGCUGCUCAAUGUGGUCGGCACGCUGCGUAUGAUCACCACGGGAAACGUGGACACGUUCGACGAGAACGAUGAUGAGUUCACGGCGCGUCAGACGAUGCGCCACGUGUGCUUCACGCUCAAAUGCUACCUGGAGGCGCACCUGGUACUGAAGGCGGACGAGCUGAAACACGGCUCGGCCGCCGAACGGUCGCCGCCGCUCAGUGCCGGGCACCUGAGUCUGAAGGUGACGCCCGAGUCGGUGCAGGAGAACAUGGAGACGUUGAUGACGCUAAUGCCGCUGCGCGCUCGAUGGCGGCCCGUCAACACGCUCUACAAACUGGGCGGCAUCAAGACGCUGCUGCAAAUCAUAGACAUCAGUCAGGAUAUCAACUACUCUGGUAAAAGCGAGACUAUCCGCUCGGCGCUGGACGCCAUCAACAUCUGCUGCGUGUUGCCGGCCGUACAGCUGCAGCUGCGCGAGCGGCACUCGUUCCCCGGCGGCCGCUCACUGGUCGGUAUCGGCCUGAUCGUGGCCGUGGCCGAGCUGGAGACGAUCGGGGACCCGGAGGUGCAGAAGUCGGCCAUUCGGUGUAUCAUCACCUGCGUCUGCGGACCGAUGCACCGGCCGGGCUCCGCCUCCUCCGGGCUGGCUGCCUCAGCCAAGAAGCGGGCGCUGCGGCCCUACGACGACCUCCUGCCAGUCAUGUGGGAGUCGGUGCGCACCAACAACGGCAUCAUGGUGCUGAUGUCGCUGCUGCAGGCCAAGCAGCCCAUCACGGACGCCGACUCCGUGCGCGCGCUCGCCUGUCGCGCCCUGGUCGGCCUGGCCAGGAGCGAGGCCGCGCGACAGAUCAUGUCCAAGCUGCCGCUUUUCACUACCAGCCAGCUGCAGAUGGUGAUCCGAGAGCCGAUUCUCCAGGAGAAGCGCGCUGAGCACGUACAGCUGCAGCGCGACGCUCUGGAGCUGGUCGAGCUCGUCUCGGGAAAGUCGAAGCGGCUGCCGGGAGCCGAUACCGACAUCACUAUGGAUACCAUCCACCGGGCGAACGUGGUGGCGCAGACGCGCAUCCACUACAACGAGAAACAGCUGCUACAGCUGAUGCACAACCACCUCGUCAGCAAGGGUAUGCUGGAGACGGCGUCCACCCUGCAGCAGGAGGCCGGCCUGCCGCUGCCGGCCUGUAAGGCGGCCUCCCACUCGCUACACCCGGCGGCGCUGCGCAUGGUCGGCACCGUGCCCACCACGCCACGGUCUCUGGGCCGCACGCCGGGCGGCUCUCGCGUCUCAGCCUCCGGGGACGGUCUGCCCGGCCUGCAGAUGUCCAGUCUCCGACAGACGGCCCCGGCCACCCCGGCGGCGGCGGCGCGGGGCGGGCCGCCACCCGGCGGCGGAGGGGGCUCCACGCCGCACGGCCAGCCGCUGCACAUCCGGGUCAACCACGCCAGGACGCCGCGACCGGACGCCACCCUCUCGCCCGUCUCCACUCCGGCGUCACGGCCGAUGCGGCAAAAGUCAGCCGUCGACCCGGCCGGCGUGUUCAAGCUGGAACGUCCGUGCGCACCGGCAGCCUCCGACCCCAUCACACUGGACCGGGUGGUCACCGAGUACCUCAUGAACCAGCACGCUCUCUGCCGAAACCCCAUGGUCACCUGUCCCCAGUUCGACCUGUUCGAGCCGCACCGCUGCCCGGAGCCCAAGUCGAAACACUCGGCUCCGGCGAACCUGGCGGCGCGCCUGGCUCGGCGGCCGCUGUUCGCUCCGUACGGCGGUCCGGACGGCCGGAGGCUGGAUACCCGGCUCAUCUACAGCCGCUACUGCCCAGUGCGGACGUUCAGAGAGUUCGCCGAUGACGACACGACCAUGUUCACCUGCGCCACCUUCACCCCCGAGGACAUGAAGUAUAUGAUGAUCGGCACUCACGACGGCACGGUGAAGGCGUUCAACCUUGAGACGGGCGAGGUGGAGGAGACGUACGCCUCCCUCCACGCGUCCAGCAUCACGAACCUGGAGGUGAACCGCGCCGGGAACCGCAUGCUGACCUCGUCCCGACGGCGGCGGCCCCUCUCGGCACUCUGGAGCAUCGAGAACGUCUUCGAGAGCAAGAUGAGUUUCGGCGAGGACGAGUAUGUCGAGUUCGGCAAGCUCUCUCAGGGCCACGUGCUGGGCACACAGCGCACCACGGGCACCCACAACUUCUCUGCCAACCUGUACGACCUGACCACCGGUCAGCGGGUCACCCAGCUGAGCCCGCGCGACGGGAACGGCUACCAGGCCAAUCGGGCCACCUUCGACCCCACCGACGAACUGGUGCUCAACAACGGUGUGCUGUUUGACGUGCGGACUCCGCGCGAGGUGCACAAGUUCGAUAAGUUCAACAACACCAUCAACGGCGUGUUCCACCCGAACGGGCUGGAGAUUGUGGCUAACACUGAGGUGUGGGAUAUGCGCACGUUCCACCUGCUCCGAACGGUGCCGGCGCUACAGCAGUGCCGGGUGAAGUUCGCCAAUGGUGGCCAGGUACUGUUUGGUGUGCGGCUCUCGGGCAGUGACCGCGACCAGGACCAGACCACCUUCGAGGAGGUGACUGCCUUCAAGGUGAUCGACGCCACCGACUACACGAGUAUAGCGACGGUGGACGUGAAGCGGCACGUGUACGAUCUGUGUAUCAACUACGACGACCGGCGGCUGGCGCUCGUCGAGUCCCAGCUCGAAAUGGGAGACGUCGAGCUGGACCAGUCGUGUGUGCGCCUCUACGACAUCGGGCGGGUCCGCGGAGACGAGGAUCUGGAUGACCAAGAGGAUGAGGACAACGUGGACGAGACGGACGGCUCCGACAUGUCUGACAACGGUGCCAGCGAUAUCGCCAGUUUCUUCAGUAUGAACCGGCGCAGGAACGCCAACACUAACGGAGAUCUCUCCGACUCGGACAUGUCGUUUGUGGCGAGCGGCAGUGACCUGUCGUCACCGAGCCCCUCGCCGUCGGACACCUCGGAGCCACUGCUGGACAUCGGCUCACCGGCCAGAGGGCCCGUGCCAAUGGACGACGGAUCGAACGGCUCGUGGGUGACUGAGGAGGAACAGGUGGAGGACGGCGCCGGGGACGGCCCGGAGGAUGGUGCGUGGGGCUGGUGAUUCCGGAACGCCGUGCGUUUCGGCCGCGCUCCGCUGCCAGGGGAUCUGUCCAAUGACUUUCUGCGCCGCCGCCGGCGAUCAUGAGCCAACGUGAGGUCAAUUUUUGUGACGGGGCUGCUCUGUCGUUUAUACAUGGCCAGGUGAUGAAAUAAACACUUGUUAUUGUAA